AUGAGGCAAACAUAUUUUGUGGGUAUUACUGUUGCAAAAGCAUGGAGGGCUAAGCUAAUUGCCAAGAAGAUAAUUGAAGGUGAUGCUGACAAUCAGUAUGCUUCCAUAUGGAGGUAUGCAGAAGAACUAAGAAGGGUAAACCAUGGCAACACUGUGAAGAUAAAUGUAGAAAGACCUAGUCCAUCCAUACAACCAAGGUUUGGGUCAUUUUAUUUCUGUUUUGAUGGCUGUAAGAAAGGCUUUAUUCAUGGAUGCAGACCAUUUGUGGGGGUUGAUGGAUGUCACUUAAAGACCAAGUAUGGUGGACAGUUACUUAUUGCUGUAGGCAGGGAUGCUAAUGAUCAAUACUUCCCUUUGGCAUUUGGUGUGGUUGAAAAUGAAACAAAGGAGAGUUGGAGAUGGUUUAUACAACUACUAAUGGAGGACAUUGGUCAGGAUAGAAGAUAUGUAUUUAUCUCUGAUCAACAGAAGGGACUUGUGGCUGUAUUUGAAGAAUUGUCUGAUACUAUUGAGCAUAGAUUAUGUCUUAGGCACUUGUAUGCUAAUUUCAAGAAAAGGUUUGGUGGAGGAGCCCUUAUUAGAGAUUUAAUGAUGGGAGCUGCUAAAGCCACAUACUAUCAGGCAUGGGUCCAAAAGAUGAAUGAAUUGAAGAAUGCAGAUCCCAAUGCUUGGACUUGGUUGAUGGUUGUUCCUACCAAAAGCUGGUGUAAGCAUGCCUUUUCUUUUUACCCUAAAUGUGAUACAUUGAUGAAUAAUAUCUCAGAGUCUUUUAAUGCUACCAUUCUAGCUGCUAGGGACAAACCUAUACUCACAAUGUGUGAGUGGAUAAGAAAAUAUCUGAUGAAUAGGUUAUCCACCUCUGCAAGUAAACUAGAAAAUUGGCCACAUAAGGUGAUGCCAAUACCUAGGAGAAGGUUAGAUAAUGAGGUGUUCAAUAGUGGUCAUUGGUUGCCAACAUGGUCAAUUGCUGAGACUUUUCAGGUUACACAUAGUUACAACACACAUGAAUUUAUUGUUGACAUUGCUAAAAGGUCAUGUAGUUGUAAUUUUUGGGAAUUAGUAGGAAUUCCAUGUAGGCAUGCUGUAGCUGCUCUGAGUUAUAGAAAGCAAAACCCUGAUGAAUUUGUUGAUGCUUGUUACACAAGAGAAAAGUUUGCACUAUGUUAUGGAUUUUCAACCUAA
Molecule: messenger RNA, 1182 nt
Organism: Lathyrus oleraceus (garden pea)
Lineage: Eukaryota; Viridiplantae; Streptophyta; Magnoliopsida; Fabales; Fabaceae
Exons: 3
Coding region: 1-1182 (393 amino acids)
Molecular function (GO): zinc ion binding
Source: RefSeq, a predicted model, not a curated record